This is a messenger RNA of Notolabrus celidotus (New Zealand spotty), 2126 nucleotides long. RefSeq names its product heterogeneous nuclear ribonucleoprotein K, like (gene hnrpkl). Gene Ontology annotation, cellular component: nucleus; cytoplasm. NCBI's taxonomy places the organism in Eukaryota, Metazoa, Chordata, Actinopteri, Labriformes, Labridae. Gene Ontology annotation, biological process: regulation of mRNA splicing, via spliceosome; regulation of transcription by RNA polymerase II. The record is from RefSeq and is a predicted model, not a curated record. The transcript has 17 exons. Bases 245 to 1537 code for a protein of 430 amino acids. Gene Ontology annotation, molecular function: mRNA binding.
AAGGGGGGCGGGGUUGUUGCCUGACUGGAAGAGCUGCCUGCCAGCCUUAACUCGGGGACUUCAUCAACCCAAAGUUCUCAUGGAGCGUUUAAUAAAUUGUUCUGCGUGGCCACUCAAGUAUGCCUUUGGCUUUCAAUGAAUUUGACAUUCCUCAUCUCCGCCCGCCUGUGCUGUCCUGUUACAGUAGUUCUGCUGCAGAUCCAGGGAGAGGAGCCUGUUUGCAUUCCUCUGCAGGUGCAAGACAAUGGAGGUGAAAAUUGAACAGGAGGACAAAGACAUCUCAUUCAGUAACACCGACACAAAUGGUAAGCGCCCAGCUGAGGACAUGGACGAGGAACAAACCUUCAAACGCUCUCGCAACGCAAACGAGAUGGUGGAGCUGCGCGUGCUGCUUCAGAGCAAAAAUGCCGGGGCUGUGAUUGGAAAGGGUGGCAAGAACAUAAAAGCUCUACGCACAGACUACAAUGCGAGUGUAUCAGUCCCAGACAGCAGUGGCCCAGAGCGGAUCCUAAGUGUGAAUGCCAGCAUCGACACUAUUGGAGAGAUCCUGCUGAAAAUCAUACCAACUCUUGAGGAGUACCAGCAUUACAGUGGGAUGGAUUUUGACAGCGAGCUGCGCCUGCUGAUCCAUCAGAGUUUGGCAGGGGGCAUCAUCGGGGUAAAAGGUGCCAAAAUCAAGGAGCUGAGAGAGAACACACAGACCACCAUCAAGCUGUUCCAAGAGUGCUGUCCUCACUCCACGGAUAGGGUUGUGUUGGUUGGGGGAAAGCCUGAGCGUGUCAUUGACUGUAUCAAAGUCAUCCUGGAGUUGGUGGCAGAGGCUCCCAUCAAAGGUCGCGCUCAGCCUUAUGACCCCAAUUUCUAUGACGAGACAUAUGACUAUGGUGGUUUCACCAUGCUAUUUGAAGAGAGGGGCAGACGACCAAUGGGUGGAUUCCCCAUCCGUGUGCGUGGGGGCUUUGAGCGCAUGCCCCCCGUUCGUGGCAACAGGCCCAUGCUGCCUUCCAGAAGGGACUACGACGACAUGAGCCCCCGUCGAGGUCCUCCACCACCGCUGAGUAGAGGUGGGCGAGGAGGCAGCCGAGCACGAAAUCUGCCUCUCCCACCACCACCGCCGCCAAGAGGAGGGGGAGACCGGUUCUCACAUGGCAGCUAUCACAGCAGCAUAGACGACAGACCGAGCGACAGAAGAGGCAGAGGAGACCGUUAUGACAGCAUGAGUGGAGGUGGAUAUGACAACAACUCUUCCUGGGAGCACUUUCAGUCCGGUGGAAGAGGUUCAUAUAGUGAUAUUGGAGGCCCAGUCAUUACAACACAAGUCACAAUCCCAAAAGAUCUGGCUGGCUCCAUCAUUGGUAAGGGCGGCCAAAGGAUCAAGCAGAUCCGCCACGAGUCUGGGGCAUCCAUCAAGAUUGAUGAACCACUAGAGGGCUCUGAGGACCGCAUCAUCACCAUCACCGGGACACAGGACCAGAUCCAGAACGCCCAGUACCUGCUGCAGAACAGUGUGAGGCAGUACUCGGGUCGCUUCUUCUAAGAAGGAGGAGGUAAAGGAGAAGAUUGAAGCCAUGCUGCCAAACUGUUUGCUCCUUUUAUUCAGAGCUACAUUCCUCUGCUUUGGGUAGAUGUGCUCCCUCCUCUUCAUAUCAAACAUUACAUCAUCUAUAAAUCCUAAUUUUCAUCGUCAGGACUAUUUAAAAAGAAAUAUUAAGCUGCCAAACAUCAAACGAGUAUUCAACAUGUUUCUGUGCUCGUGCUAUUUUAUUUAAAUUUUUUGGGAGAUUCUUGUGCCGUCAUUGGAGUUAAUGCAUCUGUGAUAACGUUUGGUGUUGUGAGCCACCUCGGCUCUUUAUCUCUCGCAUUUCAGUACAGCAUGCAGAAUGUAAUCUUUAAGUAAGGAAUUCUUUUUAUUUCUUUAUUUUUUUGUCAAGUAUUAAAGCACACGCUUCAUAUGAUCAUGCAUGGUCUAAGCGGUCAAAGUAAGGAAACUGCAAAAGGCCUUGCUUGCAAUACUUUCUAUCUCGAGGUUUGAACUUAAUUACCUUGUAACCCCGAGAAAAUAAAAAUUGUUUUCUUGUGAUAACUGUUAUCCCUAAAAAAUAAAAAACGUUUGUUUCUUAAGGUUA